Molecule: messenger RNA, 1281 nt
Organism: Penicillium manginii
Lineage: Eukaryota; Fungi; Ascomycota; Eurotiomycetes; Eurotiales; Aspergillaceae
Product: cytochrome P450 monooxygenase GliC2
Exons: 6
Coding region: 1-1281 (426 amino acids)
Molecular function (GO): monooxygenase activity; oxidoreductase activity, acting on paired donors, with incorporation or reduction of molecular oxygen; iron ion binding
Source: RefSeq, a predicted model, not a curated record
AUGGGGUCAAAGUUCGACGAUCUUUGGGCCGCGGGCCUCAUUCCUGCGCAUUUGAAAACUGCCCCAAUCACAAACUAUAUUGCGCCAUUUGGUGACUUGAAUUUUCUAUUGGCUACCUCUACAAUAGGGCUUGCGAUCGUUGCAUUUUUUAUUAUUCAAAGCCCAGCGGCAUUUCUUCAUUAUACAAACAUCAUCCGAAGUAUCGAUAACAAAGGUCUUCUAGAUGGACCUAAGUUCUCUUAUCCAUUCGGCAACUCGAAAGAACGUUUAUUCCAAUCGCGCAAGUACUCAUUCGAGUGGGCACACCAGUAUGGCAAGAUCUAUCGUAUCUGGACAGGCUUGCACGCCGAAGUCGUAAUAACAACCCCGGAAGAUGUCGCCAAGUUUUACCAGGAUGCCAAUUCCCAUAACAAAACUUUUCACCGUCGCAGUGGCUGGGUAACCAAUUCGGUUUUAGGCGAAGCUGUUGGCUUCGUCUCGGGAGAUCGAUGGAGAGUCUUCCAAAAAAUCCUUGAUCCGCUUGUGUCGAAUAGUGUUGCUGUCAAACACAUCCCGCGUAUCAACCAAGCCGGGUCGGAGUUUGUGGCUAGCAUUCCGAAUGUACGAAUAGACAAAGGUGGCGCGAACGACCCACUCAUUAUCUCCGCUGCCAGAACAUUUAUGCCAUUCCCACUUCUUGAGACAAGUCGCGUCUUCUUUGGUGAGAUGGAGGACACAGAGAAGGCCGAGCUACUCGAAAUCGGGGGAAUUUACUCUAAAGCUUUGCUUUUACUUUUUGAGAACGGUCCAUUCAGGCGCUGGCUCGGAUACUGGAUGCAUACCCCAACUGAAUACAAAGCAACAAAGGAGUUUCUCAACCGCUGGGACUCAUUCAAUGACAAAAUUGCUCAGGCAAGACAGAAUAGAAAUGAUCUGCCCAUCACUCAACUCUGGAAGCAUGUGCACCAAGGCACCAUUACCCAGAAGGAGCUCAUUCAAACCAUCACUGAGAUGACUUACACCAAUCUAGAUGUGACCUCCCACGUUAUCACCACAACCUGUCUCUUCCUUGCCGAUAAUCGUGCGACCCAGGAUGCUCUUCUGGCCGAGAUUGACUUGCAUCGAAAUGACAUUGAGAAGUACCUUGGUCGAAAAGAUACGCUCUUGCAUUAUGCAUUUUUGGAGGCAAUGCGCCUGCAACCUGUUCUGCCUUUUACCUUGCCCGAGGCAUCAAUUACUGACAAGGAGCUUGGCGGGUACCACAUACCCAAGCAUUGUGACUACCGACUCCUAUGGGCUUAA